AUGGAGGGCGAAGGCAACGCCAGCUCUGGAAGACCAGGAGCGGGGGCGCCACGGCCAGUAGAACCCGCAGCUCCACUAGCAACGCCUGCUAUGGCACCUCAAACCCCAGCAGCACAGCCACCAACCUCCACAGAUGCCGCUCCCACCACACCUGACAGCACUCCCAGGCCUCCAAUAAAGCCCUAUGAGUCUGCUGCUGCCGCAUCAGGUAGCAGCGCUGCCAGCGCUUCCGAGCCUUUCGUCCCGAAGCAGCCGGUUCGGGAGGACAUGGUUCGGCAGGCCGUGAGCUUCCUCUCCAACCCUAAGGUCCGGAGCUCCCCGGUGCGGUUUCGCCGAGCCUUUCUGGAGCGCAAGGGCAUGUCAGCUGAGGAGAUUGACGAGGCUUUUCGCCGCUGCCCGGACCCAUCAACAGGGUCAGAGGACGUGGAGGUGGGCUCGUCUUCCCAGCCCCUCCCUGCUGCUCGCAAGGCCCCUGCUGCCACUGCUGCCACUGCCACUGCUGCAGAGCCAGCUGCUGCUGCCGCUGCCGCUCCUCCUCCUGCUGCUGCGGUUGCUCCUGGUCCGCAGCAGCAGGCACAGGCACAGCAGGCGUUUUCAUGGACCAAGCUGGCAGUGGCUCUGGCUGUUGUGGGGGCAGGCACUGCCGGCACUGCUGCUGUUGCAAAGCGACUCGUGCUCCCACGCCUCAAGACCUGGCUUCAGGAAACUGCAGCACAGGAAUCGUCCAAGAAAGGCAAGCGCCGAGGCAAGCAGGCAGCAAAGAAGAGCAGCAAGGGGAAGAAAGCAAGCAGGCGACGAGGGCAGGGUACUGACCCAGACAAGCUGGAGGAGGAACGGGAGAAGGAGGGGGCGGAAGAGGAGGAGGGGAGUGGUGACAGCAGCAGUAGCUCUGGCAGCAGGAGUGAGUCAGAGAGUGAGUCCGAGACAGGGGAUUCAGAGAGUGAGGAGGAGAGGGGGAAGGGGAGGAGGGGAAAGGGAAGGCGCGGUGGAGGGAGGAAAGGGAAGGGGAAGGAGAGAGAGGGGGGAGGGAGGAGGCGAGGCAGGAGGGAGGGAGGCAGCAGGGAUGAGUCACAGGCGGCACUGUUGCGAGCCCUAGAAGCCAUGACUGCAGAGGUGCAGCAGCUCAAGGCCGCCAAUGCUGCUGGCUCUGCUGGUGCUUCCGGUGCCGGUGCUGUGGGAGCAGCAGCGGCUGGCAUUGCUGCUGCGGGCUCAGACAUGCGCUCUGCCCUGGCAUCUCGCCGGCCCACCCAGCAGCAGCAGCGCAGCGACGCACCCUACUCCCAGCCCUACUCGGCUCAAUCCUACUCCCCCCAGCCAUAUUCCGCCCAGCCGUGGCGCCCGUCUAGUGCCCCCGCGCCCUCUUCAUCCUCUGCUGCUCUGGGCGCCGGUGGCAGUAGCACUGCGACUCCUGGCGCGCCUGGUGUCGGAUCUGCUAGUGCAGCCGCAUCCGACGGCCCUCCCCAUCCCAAGUCCUUUUACGAGGUGAUGGAGAUGGUGAAGCGGGGAGAGACGCCUCCGGGAAUCAAGGACAUCAACGACAAGCCCCCCAAUCCCGAGCAGCCCCCUACAGACUCCCGCCUAGCACGCCCCCUCAAGCCCUGGGAGUCUGGAGCAGCACAGCAGGGACCUGGCAGCACCGCACCAACAGCAGCAGUACCAGCAAGAGGAGCAGCAGGAGCGGCAGCAGGAGCGGCAGCAGGAGCAGCAGCAGGAGCAGGAGGAGGGGGGUUCCCAGUGGGGGGUCAAGCAAGCAGGCCACUGUCUGCUGGCAUGAGCUCUGCUAACCCGCCCUACCCACCCAACCAGCCAUACCCGUACGGACCGAACCAGCCUUACACAGCCAGCCAGCCGUACCAAACCAGUGCCCCGUACACGACUAACCACCCGUACCAAGCCAAGCAGCCUUACCAAACCAACCAGCCUUACCAGCAGCAGCAGCAGCAGCAACAGCAGCCAUACCAGCAGCAGCAGCAGCAGCAGUUUGGGCAACCGUCUGCUUACAACCAGGGCGCCAUGGGCUCAGCGUAUGGUGCUACUAACGGGGGUGAUUAUAACGGAGGGAUGGGCUAUGCUGGUGUGAGUGGUGGUGCCGGUAACGGCUCUGUGGAUGAUGCUCCCUGGUCCCGCCGCCCGCCUGCCACGUCAUCAUCAGCUGCUGCUGCUGACUCAGCAGCCGCAGCCGCUGCUUCUGGAAUGUUCUCCGAUUCUCCCAGUGGAGAAGCAUCAGGGGGUGCAGCGGUGGAGACAGCAGGGGGGCCACCAGGAGUCUCAGGUGUCCCAUCAGGUGGACCAUCAGGGGGCGCAUCAGGUGGAGGGGGGUGGAGGCCGCCAGCCCUGCUGAAGCCAGUGCUGCCAGAAGCAGCCACAGCCAUCCGCCAGUGGCCCGCUGCCAGAGCCCCUAACUACUGGGGCGGCCCCGCUGCUGACGCCCCUGCCGCUGCUGACCCGGCUGCUGGUCCUCCGGUGAUUGAUGUUCCCUCUGGGCCUGCUCAGGUGCUGGGAGGGCUGCAAUCCAACAAUGGCAACGGUGAGGUGGCAGAGAUGGGGAGUGCCGGAGCAGCAUCAGAGGGAGUGAGUGCAGCACCAGAGCUUGCUGCCUUCCCCCUCCGCUUCCGCUCCCGCUCUCCCCGCCUCGCCAGCUCCGCCUUCUCCUCUGACCCGCCCUUGCUCCGGUCUCCACGUGCAUUCCCUUUCCCGCGCGCGUUCCUCCGAAAGCGCCCCGCCGCCGCCCUCCCCGCCACAUCGAAGCCCUUACGCGACUCACCCGCAUUACGCGCAACACGUGCCGUUCCCCUUGCCCUUCCGUGCUGCAUGCCGCGCGCUUUACGAUUUCCGGCAGCGUGUGUGGUGGUGGGCGCGGGGGUGGUGGGGCGGGAAGGGGAGAAAGUCGAGCCCCUUACCCGUUCUGCAAUGCCCGUGGAUUUCGAGGCGCAGGAGAGGGAGCAGGCGGAGUGUGUGGUGGUGGGCGCGGGGGUGGUGGGGCUGGAAAAGGAAAGAGGCGGGGGAGCGGAGACUGGCAGUUUCAGGCCAGCUCGCGCAACAGCGAAGCGAUUCACGCAGGGCUGUACUACCCUCAUGGGUCGCUCAAGGCCUCUUUACUCCUCGCACGCGUAUGCCUUCCUCCCCCUUCCUCUCACUUCCCCACACCCCCUUAACCCAUACCCUCCUCACACACCCCCACACCUGGUGCCCCUUUCCUCCCUCCAACUCAGCACCCCCUGCACACGUGGAUCAUGCUUCCACCACCCUUUCCAUCCUCUGCUGACGUGGCAGGCGCGGCUGUGUGUGGAGGGGCGGCGGCAGCUGUACGCGUUCUGUGAGGACAGGGGAGUGCUGCACCGCAGGGUCGGCAAGCUGGUGGUUGCCACGUCAGCAGACCAAGUGCCGCAACUGGAGCAGCUUAAGGCGAGUACAGCUGCUCUGCAGUGCUGUCAUGUCCCCACCCACGCGCAGGGCAACGGGGUGGAGGGGCUGCGGAUAGUGGGCCAGGAGGAGACUUGGCAACGGGGUGGAGGGGCUUCAACUGUUGGGUCGGGAGGAGGCAAGGCGGAUGGAGCCCUGGGUGGAGUGCCAUGCUGCGCUGCUGUCGCCACACACAGGCAUCGUGGACUCACAUGCUCUCAUGCUCGCCCUCCAGAGCAGGCAGAGGCAGAAGCAGCAGGAGCCGUUUUUGCCUUCAACACAGCAGCAGUUGGCAUUCAGGCCAACCCAGCCGACCGCUUCCCACUCCUCACCACCAUCCGAACCUCCUCCCCUACCACCAGCAGCACCACCACCACAACCAGCACCAGCAGCACCACCAGCACCGCAAGCAUGUUGCUCUCCUCGCGCUACCUAGUGAACGCAGCUGGGCUGGAAGCCGUUCCCCUCGCACACCGCACCCGUCUCAAAAGAGAGGCCCACGUUGAACCCCAACUGCCUCCCCUGAACCCAUCUAAGACGGCUUGCAGCCCCCCCAAUGGCACUGCAUCACUACCUGCCCACCACCUCCCUCCCCUCUACCUCGCUCGCGGGCAUUACUUUGCCCAUGCGGGAGCACCGCCCUUCUCCCGCCUUGUGUAUCCGCUGCCGGAGCCGGGGGGGCUGGGCGUGCAUGCCACCGUGGACCUGGCCGGUCGAGUGCGGUUCGGUCCCGAUGUGCAGUGGUUGCAUGCAGUGCCGCUCUCUGCCCCUCACGGCAUGCCCAUCAGCUACGACUACUCAGUGGACCCUGCAAGGGCUGAAUCAUUCUACUCGGCGAUCCGCAAGUACUUCCCCUCACUGCAGGCCGGCUCUCUGCAUUCCUCCUCACCACUCACCACUCCCCCCAACCCCCCUCAACUCCUUCCCAUGCCAGCUACAACUAUUCAGUGGACCCUGCAAGGGCCGAAUCAUUCUACUCGGCGAUCCGCAAGUACUGCCCAUCACUGCAGGCCGGCUCUCUGCAUGCCGACUAUGCCGGCAUCCGACCCAAACUCACCGCCCCGGGGGAACCUGCAGCCGAUUUCCUCAUUCAGGUGA
Closterium sp. Naga37s-1 is the source of this 4500-nucleotide messenger RNA. Lineage: Eukaryota; Viridiplantae; Streptophyta; Zygnematophyceae; Desmidiales; Closteriaceae. The record is from the annotation of a GenBank genome assembly.